Molecule: messenger RNA, 579 nt
Organism: Cyclospora cayetanensis
Lineage: Eukaryota; Apicomplexa; Conoidasida; Eucoccidiorida; Eimeriidae
Product: 50S ribosomal protein L7/L12
Exons: 1
Coding region: 1-579 (192 amino acids)
Biological process (GO): translation
Cellular component (GO): ribosome
Molecular function (GO): structural constituent of ribosome
Source: RefSeq, a predicted model, not a curated record
AUGUCAAAGUGCUUCACUCCCUCUUUCAUAGCAGCUGUCCGCUGCUGUCGAAGCGUGAGGUACCCAGUACUCCGCGGGCACGCAGCUCUUCAUGCUGGGCCGCCGUCAGCAGCAGAAGCACAAGAGGGGGAGCCUCAAGGGAGCCCCCGCGUGCGGGCUGUGCUGGAGCAGUUGCAGCAUUUGACUUUGUUGGAAGUAUCUGAAUUGGUACGAAUGUCGGAAACGGCUUUUGGUAUCUCCUCAGCAGCAAUGUUUGCAGCUGGUGCCGCACCCGUAGGAGCGGGGGCAGCAGGCGGAAAUGCAGCAGCGGCUGCUACAGGUGCUGGCAUGGGCGGAGAGGGGGCCCCCGCUGCCGCAGAGAAGUCUGAGUUUACUGUGGUACUCAAGUCUGUACCUACUGCGAACAGAAUAACAGUAAUUAAGACCAUAAGAACCAUGCGGAGCGACCUGGAUCUCAGAGCAGCGAAGGCCUUUAUUGACACUCUUCCUCAGAAAGUGAUCGAAAAGGCUCCGAAAGCUGAUGCACAAAAGGCCCUUGAGGCCCUCAAGUCUGCAGGCGCCGAGGUUGAACUACAGUAA